Actinia tenebrosa (Australian red waratah sea anemone) is the source of this 2674-nucleotide messenger RNA. Its product is annotated as denticleless protein homolog B. Gene Ontology annotation, biological process: proteasome-mediated ubiquitin-dependent protein catabolic process. Gene Ontology annotation, cellular component: nucleus. Lineage: Eukaryota; Metazoa; Cnidaria; Anthozoa; Actiniaria; Actiniidae. The record is from RefSeq and is a predicted model, not a curated record. Gene Ontology annotation, molecular function: protein-macromolecule adaptor activity; protein binding.
CUUGUAAUAUAGCAUUAUAUGCUAUUAAGAACGCAGGAUGACUUUAUUAAGUUCUAUUCUACAGAGACAGCUGGGUUCCAAGCAGUUUAAGUCUCGUACCCCUGUAGAUUUUGCUAUAAAGUCAUUUUCAUGUCACAGAGUGGAUGAACAUAUUGUUCGUGGAAGAGAUGAUGAGAUGGAGGUGCCGCCAUUUGCUUCUCAGUUCAGUAAGAGUGAAUUGGGGGGACAUUUAUUAGCGACAGCAGAUGAAGAUGGUUCUGUCAAACUUUUUGACACCAGAAAAUAUGGCUAUCGAUCUAUUAUAAGAGAAUGGACAGCACAUUCAAAUGCAAUAUUUGACAUAGCAUGGAUGGAAGGAGAAGCAAAACUAGUAACCGCUUCAGGUGAUCAGACUGCGCUGCUUUGGGAUGUUGAGAAUGGGAAGUGUCUUUCAAUAUUCAGAGGCCACAGUUCUAGUCUUAAAUCAGCAAACUUCAGAGAAAAUGAUAUUUUUACGUUCUCUACUGGAUCACGGGAUGGUAACAUUAUGGUAUGGGAUAUAAGGUGUAAUAGACCAGUGGGCGAUGGUUUUUAUAAACCUGUUAUAACGAUACGUAAUGCACAUACUGUGCAAAUAAACACACCUCAGAGAGUAAAGAAGAGAUCAAGAAGGGCUAGCGUGGCUAAGCCUGUCGCAGAUUCCCAGCAGUCAGUAACGGCAGUUUUAUUCCAAGAUGAGAACAAACUAAUAUCCGCAGGUGCAAUGGAUGGUAACAUCAAGAUAUGGGACUUGCGCAAAAAUUAUAGUAAUUUACGCUGUGACCCCAUGCCUUGUCAUGUGUUCCCUUAUCCUGGAAAUGAACCGCGCAAACAUGGGUUUUCAUCUCUGGUUCUCGAUUCACACCAAUCAAACCUUUUUGCCAGUUGUACUAAUGACAAGAUCUACAUGUAUGAUUGUACAGUCUUGAAGGAAAACCCUGUCCAUUUAUUCAAUGGUCAUCUUAACUCUACCUUCUACGUCAAAUCAGCUCUCAGUCCUGAUAAUACCUAUCUGUUGAGUGGUUCUAGUGAUAACAAUGCUUAUAUCUGGAGAGUUGAUGAACCAAAGGCUGCACCUUUUGUUCUCAAAGGACAUGAAGGGGAAGUAACAAGUGUGGCAUGGUGUCCUGUUGACCUGGGAAAGGUGGUGACAUGUUCAGAUGACAACAAUAUACGCAUCUGGAGAAUGAAUUGCAACCAAGUAACAAGGGCGGAGACAGAUUUUGUUGGUAAAUGUGAGCAAUCUGAACCAAGACCUUGUUCACCUCAACAACCAAUGGACAUUUGCAGUCCUAGUCAUCUAUGCAACACACCGUUAUCUUCACCAGCUGUCAGCCCAGCCCACCUAUCAUCAUUAUGUACUCCCACACGUCUUAACAGAGGUAGACAGUUAAAUGCAUUUAACAGUCCUGGUGCUAUGGUUCAUAAUGGGUCCACUGGUGUCCAAGCAUCAAAAACAAAAUUCCCCUUUGACAAGAUCCCAGACAAGCCAGAAGUUACUCUUGCUCAAGGAACACCCUGUAAGACAAAACUUAUCCAGCCUUCAUCACCUUGCCAUACCUUUCCUUCUACCCCGCUCUCACCAGCAACAACCCCCGGUCAAAGAAAGCAAGGGUCACUAAGAACAUGGCUUAAGACGACGCCUAAAAAGACACCAAAAGAAAAUAUACUCCCCAAUACUCCUGAUGGCCAAAAACCUUCUAAAUUAGUAAAAAAUGAAAGGAUUACACCAGUAAAGAACAAACGUUUAAAUAAUGGAGUACUGCCUGAAAAUGAAUCAAAUGAAGAUAUGAAUGGGAAAAGUGAAGAAAUGAAUGAAAGUGAAUGUUUAUCACGUUUGCAAGAAUGCUCUACAGAUGACUCCCCUGCAAGGAAGAGACAGUGUAUCACUGGACCAUCGAGCUUCAGUGAAAAUAACCCCAGGAACAACUCACUAUUAAAUAAGGGUGAAAAUAAUGUUGAAUGUUAUAUAAUUGAUGAUGAUGAGAAAGAAAAUAUAGACACUGGAAAUCUCAACCCCAUUACUCAAGGAUUUGAAAAAGUUGUGGACUUUAGUAGUGUGGAUAAAAGUAUAAAAAGGUCAGAUACUUGGGUCAUUAAAUGGAAAAAUACAGAAUUGACUUGUAAGAAGGCAUCAGGGGAAGCUGAUGAGCAAAUAACUUGUGAGGACAUACCUAAGCUGGUUACAGUGGGAGAAAACAUCCUGAAGUAUUUUAAGCAAAUUCCAAGUCCAGCCAAGGAAAGUUAAUGAACUAUACCAUUAGUUGUACAAUGAAAAUAGGUCUACCUAUUUAGCUUAAUGUUGUCCUAUUUCAAACCACAUGUUAUUCCCUAGAGUAUCAUUUCUUUGUCUAAUGGUUAUGCAUGAGAAGACACAUGAAUAUGGAUAAUAUAAAGAAAGAAUUUCAUUCUCAAGAGAAUAACAUGUAGUCGAAUGGAAAACAUUAAACCCAAGCUGAAAAGGUCUACUGGGAGUAAAUACCAAAUGUACAUUGUACAAUUUAAAUACUACAAUAAAGGAAUUAUAGAUAAUCUAAAGUAAGCACUAUAAAUAGAAUACUUUGAUUGUACAUGAAAGCUAGUUUUUAACAUAUUUUUAUGAUAGUUUGUAAAUAAUAUAUUAAAUUGCUAAAGCAAGGCCAUGUUGUAUGUAAAU